This is a messenger RNA of Staurois parvus, 584 nucleotides long. Lineage: Eukaryota; Metazoa; Chordata; Amphibia; Anura; Ranidae. The record is from the annotation of a GenBank genome assembly.
AGUGUCCGGACUGGAGGGGUGAAAGAAGUGUCCAGACUGGAAGGGGGGGAAAGUGUCCGGGACUGGAAGGGGGGGAAAGUGUCCGGACUGGAAGGGGUGAAAGUGUCCGGACUGGAAGGGGUGAAAGUGUCCAGACUGGAAGGGGGGGGAAAGUGUCCGGACUGGAAGGGGGGUGAAAGUGUCCGGACUGGAAGGGGGGGAAAGUGUCCGGACUGGAAGGGGGAGGAAGUGUCCGGACUGGAAGGGAGUGAAAGUGUCCGGACUGGAAGGGGGUGAAAGUGUCCGGACUGGAAGGGGUGAAAGUGUCCGGACUGGAAGGGAGUGAAAGUGUCCGGACUGGAAGGGGGUGAAAGUGUCCGGAACUGGAAGGGAGUGAAAGUGUCCGGACUGGAAGGGGGUGAAAGUGUCCGGACUGGAAGGGGUGAAAGUGUCCGGACUGGAAGGGGGGUGAAAGUGUCCGGACUGGAAGGGAGUGAAAGAGUCCGGACUGGAAGGGGGUGAAAGUGUCCAGACUGGAAGGGAGUGAAAGUGUCCGGACUGGAAGGGGUGAAAGUGUCCAGACUGGAAGGGGGGGAAAGUGUCCG